AUGGGCGGCGGGAGUCUUUGCUCCUCCUCUGCCUGGGAUGUGGCAGGAGCAAGUGGUGCCUGCCCUCUAACUGGAGCUACUGGCGGCUCCGCUGUAGCAGCUCAUGCGGGUGCUCUGGCUGCACCACAUGGACGUCCUCGGCCUCUACACCGGCCCCGGUCCCUCGCAGCUCUAGUAGGGGGCGGGGGUGUCUGGUUAUCUGAUCCAGUUGUACCUGUCCUCACCAUCUCCACAUCUGCGGCUCCGCACGUACGGAAUUUCCAUCACAUGUGCGGUUCUCACUUAGCCAAGCAACCUCCGCUUUUGCGGACCCAAAUGCGCAUCUGCGCUCUCGCUCCUGCGACCCCAGGCUUGGCUAGCCUUUCCGCUUUUGCGCUUUCUCAAUCGCCCCAACGAGUCCGCUUCUGCGGAACUCUGACUGCAUCUGCAGUCCCAGUUGGGCAGGCCAGCUUCUGCGAUCAACCCCCCGUAUUUGCGAGCCCGCACCUGCGUCCUGUCCCUCCGCAGCUCAGAGUACACUCAUAUGCUUCUCCGGCCAGCUCUGGUCGUCGCAUAAUAUUGAGUUUGUACGAAGCAGCACAUCUGAGAGUGUACGGGGAGGAGAUUCUUGAAGAAGCUCUCACCUUUACCACCACUCAUCUCGUGUCCAUGGUCCUCAACUUGAGCAAUAAUUGGCUUAAGGUUCAAAUUACCGAAGCCUUAAGCCACCCUAUUCGCAAAACUGUACCAAGGGUGGUAGCAAGGAAAUACAUUUACAUUUACGAGAACAUUGAAGCGCAUGAUGACUUGCUUUUGAAAUUUGCCAAAUUGGAUUUCAACAUGUUGCAAAAGCUUCAUCAAAGAGAGCUUAGCGAUCUUACGAGCUGGUGGAAAGAUUUGGAUCUUAUAAACAAAUUGCCAUAUGUAAGAGACAAAUUAGUGGAGAGUUACUUCUGGAUGUUUGGAGUGUAUUUUGACCCUCGAUAUAGUCGUGCGAGAAAAAUGCAAAUAAAAGUAUUCAAAAUGAUCUCCACCAAUGAUGAUACAUUUGAUGCUUAUGCAACCUAUGACGACUUGUGCUUUUCACCAAUGCGGUACAAGAGAUGGGACGACAUAUGUGCCAUGGAUUCAUUACCGCCAUAUAUGAGUCCUCUUUAUCAAGCCAAUCUUGAUAUCUUCAAUGAAAUGGAAGAGGAAUUGGCCAAAGAAGGUAAAUCAGAGCGCAUCUACUAUGGAAAAGUUGAGAUGAAAAAGCUUGUGAGAGCCUAUUUUAAAGAAGCCAAAUGGUUGAAUGCUGGCUACAAUCCAAAAGGUGAGGAGUAUAACAAGAAUGCACUUGUAACCGCUGCCCUUUCCUUGGUUGGUAUGGAAGAAGUUAUAACAAAAGACAUUUUCGAAUGGAUUACAAGUGAGCCUUCAAUUGUUCGAGCUUCAUCAACAAUCCCCAGAUUAAUGGAUGAUAUUAUCGACCAUGAAUUAA
This is a messenger RNA of Nicotiana tabacum (common tobacco), 1459 nucleotides long. NCBI's taxonomy places the organism in Eukaryota, Viridiplantae, Streptophyta, Magnoliopsida, Solanales, Solanaceae. The record is from RefSeq and is a predicted model, not a curated record.